UGAGAUUACUUGACUGACACUUGUUCUCUUAACUCACCUGAUUCCUUAACCUUUCAUCAAAUCUUCAGAACCCUACAAAAACCAAACCCACACUCUCUCAUCUUCCAACAAUGGCUACUUUGGAUGAAACUCCUGCUGCUAAGAGGUGGCUUCCUCUCGAAGCUAACCCCGAUGUCAUGAACCAGUUCCUAUGGGGCCUUGGUGUUCCUGAUACUGAGGCAGAAUGCUACGAUGUUUAUGGGUUCGAUCAAGAACUCUUAGAAAUGGUCCCAAAGCCUGUACUGGCCGUGCUAUUCCUUUAUCCUAUAACCUCACAGAGUGAAGAAGAGAGAAUGCUACAGGCAAAUGAAAUAAAGGAACCUCAUGGUAAAGUUUAUUUUAUGAAACAAACUGUGGGAAAUGCUUGUGGAACCAUUGGACUUCUGCAUGCUGUUGCCAAUAUCACCUCAGAGAUCAAGCUUAAUGAUGGAUCUUUUUUAGACAAGUUUUACAAAUCUACUGCUAGCAUGGAUCCAUUAGAGCGAGCACGAUAUCUUGAGAAUGACAGAGAAAUGGAAGUUGCCCAUUCCAUAGCUGCAACUGCUGGUGAGACAGAGGCUUCCGAUAAUGUGAACACUCAUUUUAUCUGCUUCACAUGUGUGGAUGGUGUUCUGUAUGAGCUUGACGGAAGAAAGACCGGACCAAUAUCUCAUGGGGCCUCUUCCCCAAGCACUCUUUUGCAGGAUGCUGCUAAAGUCAUACAAGGCAUGAUACAGAAAAAUCCCGACUCACUCGACUUUAAUGUCAUUGCCCUUUCGAAGAAAUCUUGCUAAAGUUGCUACUGCGAGAUCAUCCGAGCGCCACAUGAACGGUAUAAAAUUUUAGUGAUGUAACUGUGCUCAAGAUAGUUGUUUAGGUCACUCUAUCUAGUUGUUUUGUGGGUUCAAUACUAGAAUGUUUAUCAUUCCGAAGCUUAUGGAUUUAUUGGCAUGAGCUAAUACAAGUGUGUUGGUUUAGAUGGUAGGUACACAACUAUCUUUAGGGGACAUAAUAUAAUAAAGGUAAUUGGGUUGAAUAGUUUUUCGUUUA
Molecule: messenger RNA, 1068 nt
Organism: Cannabis sativa
Lineage: Eukaryota; Viridiplantae; Streptophyta; Magnoliopsida; Rosales; Cannabaceae
Product: ubiquitin carboxyl-terminal hydrolase 3
Exons: 9
Coding region: 111-812 (233 amino acids)
Biological process (GO): protein deubiquitination; ubiquitin-dependent protein catabolic process
Cellular component (GO): cytoplasm
Molecular function (GO): cysteine-type deubiquitinase activity
Source: RefSeq, a predicted model, not a curated record